Molecule: messenger RNA, 5218 nt
Organism: Oncorhynchus masou masou (cherry salmon)
Lineage: Eukaryota; Metazoa; Chordata; Actinopteri; Salmoniformes; Salmonidae
Product: LIM domain-binding protein 2-like
Exons: 9
Coding region: 111-1283 (390 amino acids)
Biological process (GO): negative regulation of transcription by RNA polymerase II; positive regulation of transcription by RNA polymerase II; nervous system development
Cellular component (GO): transcription regulator complex; nucleus
Molecular function (GO): LIM domain binding
Source: RefSeq, a predicted model, not a curated record
CCUUGUAUAGUGGCUGGUACCACAGCGCUUUCAAGAGCAUCGCACUCCAUGUGCGUUGCGUGGAUGUUGAAAUUGCGCUGUGCAGCUUGUUACCGCGGCAAGAACUCAACAUGUCGAACCCUCCCAACGACCCGUUCUAUUCCUCCCCAUUCGGACCCUUCUACAGAAGGCACUCGCCCUACAUGGUCCAACCCGAGUAUAGGAUCUACGAGAUGAACAAACGACUACAAUCUCGUACAGAGGAGAGUGACAGUCUGUGGUGGGAUGCGUUUGCCACGGAGUUCUUUGAGGAGGACGCCACCCUGACCCUCUCCUUCUGCCUGGAGGAUGGACCAAAGAGAUACACUAUCGGACGAACGCUCAUCCCGCGCUACUUCAGCACAGUGUUUGAGGGCGGAGUCACUGACCUGUACUACAUCCUCAAACACUCCAAGGAGUCUUUCCACAACUCCUGCAUCACUGUGGACUGUGAUCAGUGCACCAUGGUCACCCAGUAUGGGAAACCAAUGUUUACAAAGGUAUGCACAGAGGGCAGACUGAUUCUUGAAUUUGCCUUUGACGACCUCAUGAGGAUCAAGACCUGGCACUUCACCAUCCGGCAAUACCGAGAACUCAUCCCCCGCAGCAUCCUGGCCAUGCACGCACAAGACCCCCAGGUUCUGGAACAGCUCUCCAAAAACAUCACCCGCAUGGGGCUGACCAACUUCACCCUCAACUACCUCAGGCUGUGUGUCAUCCUGGAGCCCAUGCAGGAGCUCAUGUCCAGGCACAAGACCUACAACCUCAGCCCUAGGGACUGUCUGAAGACAUGCCUGUUCCAGAAGUGGCAGAGAAUGGUGGCCCCGCCAGCUGGACACCCACAGAAUUUCAAAACGGAAAUAUUCCCCACAAAUCACAAAAAAGGUCGUGCCAAAGCUGAGCCAACAAGACAGACGACGACGAAGAGGAGGAAAAGGAAGAACUCUGCCAGCAGUGCCAACAGUAGCGUGGGCAAUGCCAACAGUAAGAAGAGAAGCCCUGCCAGCAACUUCAGCCUUUCCAGUCAGGUACCUGACGUGAUGGUGGUUGGUGAGCCCACCCUGAUGGGCGGGGAGUUCGGGGACGAGGACGAGCGUCUGAUCACACGUCUGGAGAACACACAGUACGACGCCACCAACGGAUUGGAUGACGAGGAUGACUUCAACGGCUCGCCAGCGCUCGGCAACAACAGCCCGUGGGGCAGCAAGCCGCUCAACAACCAGGACAGCAAGGCCGAGAGCACAGCGCCUCAGUCGUCACAGUAGAACACACAGAGACCAUGGCCACCGAGAGCACAGUCAGUGCCCCCACCUUCAUAUGUCCGCUUAGCUGACAUUUAACUUCAAUGGUUGAAUGUUACUAUUUUGGACAUAUUCUAAUGAGACCAUGUUGCCCUCACAGUAAAACAAAGAGGGAAAAUAAUUAUUUAAAAACUGUACCUAUUUGGCACAGUAGGGCGGUGCCCUCUAAAACCUCACAUUGUACUGAAUUGAACCCUGUUGGCAAUUUUUUUCACGUCGUGGUCAACGGUGUCACUGUCACUCAUCAUGAUCGAUCAUCUCCACCAAAUACCAGAACAAUUUGUCUCUGAUUUCACUGUAACAUCGAGGAGCGAGACAGAGAACUGAAUAACAUUGCACAGCAAUAUCCAUAUGAAUAGCACUGCUUUUUCACCUAAAUACAUACAGGUUGUAUGCAUUGCAAUGAUGACGUAAACAAUACUGGGUUUUCUUUUUCAAUUUUUCCUAGAAUUACUCUGUUUGGAUUUGGUGGGAAUUCACAGUGUUAGGAGAGUUGGGAUAGCUCUGGGAAUGACAAUGCAGGUGUUCAUAUGAAUUGUCCCUCUUGGACACCUUCUCAGUCCUUGAGCUUUAACUGUAGUGCGAUUCUGUGGUUGUUGCCCUUUUGACCUUUGAUUUGCACGUUGCAACACCUCUGGGACAGUUGACAGGGGAAGUCAAAACAAAACAUCAAAAACAAAAUGGCUCCUUUAAGGGCAUCAGCCUCAAUCAGAACUAACCGGCAAGGUUUAUACUCAGCCCAUAUAGAGCCACCAAACUGCAUCCGCGAUGGCCGAGACGUCGCCGUCUUGAGCUUUUGCCUUUUUAUUGAAAAUUCAUUUGGCUGUUGGUUUGUUUACAGUUGUUUUUUGUUGGAUUUUCAAUGAAAAGGAAAGUGACUCUGUUUCACCUUUAAGGACAGCUUCAAGUGGGGGGACACGUGCUCCAUGAUUACUUUUCCAGAAUUACUGCAUCAGCGCCAAUUGUUAUUUCAUGCAAACCUGUUUGAUUGUGUUUGUAGUCUAUUGGUGUUCUUUUGCUUCUGCCCAAAAUACUUUACAAUCAUGUUUGUACUUUGCCAAUCAGUAGGCCUUUCACAUUUGGAAAUUGUUCUUUCCCUUUAAUGACCUACUCCCUAACUGAUGUUUAAAGUUUUUUCCUGCAUGAUUUAGUUUUGUUUGUUUGAUAUACAGUACCAGUCAAACGUUUGGACACACGUACUCAUUCAAGGGGUUUUCUUUAUUUUGACUAUUUCUACAUUGUAGAAUAAUAGUGAAGAUAUCAAAACUAUGAAAUAACACAUAUGGAAUCACGUAGUAACAAACAAAGUGUUAAACAAAUCAAAAUAUAUUUGAGAUUCUUCAAAAUAGCCACCCUUUGCCUUGAUGACAGCUUUGCACAGUCUUGGCAUUCUCUCAACCAGCUUCAUGAGGUAGUCACCUGGAAUGCAUUUCAAUUAACAGGUGUGCCUUGUUAAAAGUACUUAAAAAAUGUAUUUCCUCCUUAAUGCGUUUGAGCCAAUCCGUUGUGUUAUGACAAGGUAAGGGUGGUAGACAGAAGAUAGCCAUACUUGGUAAAAGACCAAAUAUAUAUUAUGGGAUGAACAGCUCAAAUAAGCAAAGAGAAAUGACAGUCCAUCAUUGCUUUAAGACAUGAAGGUCAGUCAAUACAGAACAUUUUAAGAACUUUGAAAGUUUCUUCAGGUGCAGUCGCAAAAACCAUCAAGCGCUGUGAUGAAACUGGCUCUCAUGAGGACCGCCACAGGAAAGGAAGACCCAGAGUUACCUCUGCUGCAGAGGAUAAGUUCAUUAGAGUUAACUGGCUCUCAUGAGGACUGCCACAGGAAAGGAAGACCCAGAGUUACCUCUGCUGCAGAGGAUAAGUUCAUUAGUGUUACCAGCCUCAGAAAUUGCAGGCCAAAUAAAUGCUUCACAGAGCUCAAGUAACAGACACAUCUCAACAUCAACUGUUCAUAGGAGGCUGCGUGAAUCAGACCUUCAUGGACGAAUUGCUGCAAAGAACCCACUACUAAAGGACACCAAUAAGAAGAAGAGACUUGCUUGGGCUAAGAAACACAAGUAAUGGAAAUUGGACCAGUUGAAAUUUGUCCUUUGGUCUGAUGAGUCCAAAUUUGGGAUUUUAGUUUCCAACCGCUGUGUCUUUGUGAGACGCAGAUUAGAACGGAUGGCUAUUUGACCAAGAAGGAGAGUGAUGGACAGCUGCAUCAGAUGACCUGGCCUCCACAAUCACCCCACCUCAACCCAAAACAGACAACAAGUGCUCAGCAUAUGUGGGAACUCCUUCAAGACUGUUGGAAAAGCAUUCCAGGUGAAGCUGGUUGAGAGAAUACCAAGUGUGCAAAGGGUGUCUAUUUGAAGAAUCUAAAAUAUAUUUUGAUAUAACACUUUUUUCAUUACUACAUGAUUCCAUAUGUGUUAUUUAAUAGUUUUGAUGUCUUCGCUAUUAUUCUACAAUGUAGAAAAUAGUAAAAAUAAAGAGAAAUCCUUGAAUGAGUAGGUGUGUCCAAACUUUUGACUGGUACUGUACUGUACAGUACAGGGAGGCAGGUAGCCUAGUGGUUAGAGCGUUGGGCCAGUAACCGAAAGGUUCCUGGAUCAAAUCCUCGAGCUGACAAGGUACAAAUCUGUCGUUCUGCCCCUGAACAAGGCAGUUAACCCACUGUUCCCUGGUAGGCCGUCAUUGUAAAUAAGAAUUUGUUCUUAACUGACUUGCCUAGUUAAAUAAAGGAUACAUAAAUAAAUACAGUAUAUUAUGUACCUUUUUGUGACACAGCCAUUUUAUUCAUCAGUUUGGGAACACUGUUUGUUACAAGGUUUCUAGCUCUGUAACAUAGAGAAUGAUAGAGACCGUUUUACCAGGAGCAGCGCCAUUGAGGCCUUCCAGCUUCCUUCAUUUUAAAGUAGUCAAAGUAGUCAACUCGGUAGGGAUUUCUAUGGGUUGUAGCCUCAAUGGGUUGCCCAUGCUGUCACAGAUUCUAUAAUGGCACAGAUAUAAGGAUGAGUCCUCUAACUAGCUCUGUGCUCUGUAAAUAGAGGUGUGAACUACAAUUUUAUCCAUAUAAGAUUAGCCACCAUUCUGAAACCAUUUUGUACUGUACAUGGCAGCUGUUUUGACAAGCUUUUUGAUUUGUAUGAGUUUCACAUUUCUAUAGGGCAUUUUGGAUUCUGGUUGUUUGUCUACCAUAAGCCACCUCCAAUGUAGUUUUAGAGAAUUUGGCAGAACGUCCAACCGUCCUCACAACCGCAGACUACGUGUAACCACGCCAGCCCAGGAUCUCCACAUCCGGCUUCUUCACCUGCGGGAUCAUCUGAGACCAACCACCCAAACUGAGGAGUAUUUCUGUCUUGUAAUAAAGCCCUUUCGUGGGGAAAACUCAUUCGGAUUGGCUGGGCCUGGCUCCCCAGUGGGUGGGCCUAUGUGAAAUCUAUAGAUUAGGGUCUAAUUAAUUUAUUUCAAGAAUACUGAUUUACUUAUAUGAACUGUAACUUAGUAAAAUCAUUGAAAUGGUUGCAUGUUACAUACAUGUUUUCGUUCAGUAUACAUAAUUUGCAAAUUAUUGAGCAAAAAACAGCAUACUCAAGGCCCUACAGAAAUGCAGUUUUAAAACACCUCCUUUAGUGUUACCAGUUGUUAUUUGACUAUGAUUCCCCCCUGAUCUCCUCUAGUCUACUCUUCUGUUGGAUUUAGUUUCUUAAAGGAAAGAAGACAACGUUUGGAUCUUUUGUGUAUUUAUUUGUGCAUUUGUAAGGAAGCUAACACAUUUCUGAAUGGGUUUGAACCUGGUAUUAUUAGAACUCUGCACAAUUUGUACAUUAUAUCGCAGAGAUGUUUUGUGUCAUAUCUGAUGUCUGGUAUGUAUGCUUUGCCAUUAUGUGUGCCAAUAAACCGUGCUUAAAGAU